AUGUCGCCGAAGCGCAAAUCCGGAGCCCAGGCUGAACAAGCCGUGGAGCAGCAAAGGAAGCGCAAAUCGUCCGACAAUGAGAAUGGGAGCACUAAAGAAGGUAGCGAUAAGCCUAGUGAUAGCGAGGUUGACAAUCGCGAGCCGCAUGACUAUUACUGCAUUAACCGUCAUUUCUUCGACAUAGAGAACGAGAACAACGCCAAAGAUGAAGACGACCAGCUGGACGAGGACGAGAUAGACGACCAUUACGACGAGUACCUCAAGAAGAACGGUGCUGCUUUGAAGCCUGCUUCGGACUUCCCAGACCAGAACAAGUGGAUUGCUAUGUGGGAGACCUGGACGGUGAUUUGCGACUAUCGCCGUCGGGCCACCUACACAUGCCCCGACUUCUUCGGCAUGUACGUCUACAACGACUUCAACGGAUAUGGUCUUCAGGAGCUCAUUGAGAACUUGCUUGCAUCUCUUGAUGAAGAGUUGAAGAAGAAGUCCCAUGACGACAAGUCUCUGAAACACAUGUGGGCGAUGUCCGCUGCUUUAAUUCACUGGCUCUUGGUGGAGCAGCUGAACCCAUGGAUGGGCCUGGAUGAUGGCGAACGCGUCCAGGAAACAGUCAGACUGAUUGGUCUGUCCUUCCUGGCCACCCUCAAUGAAAUUGACAAGGCUAGUCUUCUGAAGAAAGAUUCUACGAUCAAGGAUCUCGGCCUCGUCAUGUCGUUGUAUCUCCAGUGGUCCAAUGGACUUGGGGAUUACGGCAUCGAUGGCGAAGAAAAUAUUGGUUGGCGUAAAGACGUUGUUGCAUACGCCAAGAAGGCACGAGUCGACCUCGAGGCAAAUGGCUGCUUCGGGAUCGGUAAGGUGGUUAAAUUACUUGAUGAAGAGCACGAUGGCAUCGAACCGCUUCCCGGGGCUGCCAAAGCUGAUCGAUGGGGUUGGAAGAAGACUCUCACUGCCUACACAAAGAGCUAUGGCAAGCGUGGGAAGAUCGGCGGUGAGCAGUUCAACAUCAUGAAGAUGUCCCGAAAGGAGCGUGCUUCGCAUGCUUUCGACAAGAAGGACCCGCUUGCACAGUUUUCUGAGAAGGAUCUCCGAGAAGGCAAUGUAGCGCUGGCCUGA
Messenger RNA from Neoarthrinium moseri, 1113 nucleotides. RefSeq lists its product as uncharacterized. The record is from RefSeq and is a predicted model, not a curated record. The transcript is spliced from 5 exons. NCBI's taxonomy places the organism in Eukaryota, Fungi, Ascomycota, Sordariomycetes, Amphisphaeriales, Apiosporaceae. The coding region runs from base 1 to 1113 and encodes 370 amino acids.